UUUUUUUUCUCUCUUCACUUAACUCACACACUCACCUUAUACUUAUACACACACACACACACUCUCACUCACAACUUUAGCUUACUCAUAUAACUCCACCACACACUCAGUUUAAAAGAAUGGCUAAACAAACAGCAAAAAAAAUAGAAAAGCGUAAGAAGGAUCCUCUUGCUCCCAAGCGUCCUUUGUCAGCUUACAUGUUUUAUUCUCAAGUCAAUCGUGAACGAGUCAAGAAAGAAAAUCCUGAUAUCACUUUCGGUCAAAUCGGUAAAAUAUUGGGGAGGGAAUGGUCCGAAUUGAGUGACAAAGAAAAAGACCAAUACAUCGAAAAAGCUAAAAAAGACAAGGAACGAUAUGAUCGUGAAAUGACCGAAUAUAAAGCAAAAUAGGAUCAAGUCAAGCCUUCGUGGUGCCUAUUGACGUUCCAUUUCUUUACUUUUUUUUUUUAUUUUCUUUUAUAUAUAUUUUUUCAUAUUUUUUAUAUAUUUUCAGAAUAGUUUUUCUUUAUGAUAUUUUUUUUUAUUUUAUUUUAUUGAAUAAAUAAACAUUGCUUCUAUCAUUUGAAUUAAACAAUUAAAAGUAGAUUCUAUCACU
This is a messenger RNA of Halteromyces radiatus, 594 nucleotides long. Its product is annotated as high mobility group box domain-containing protein. The record is from RefSeq and is a predicted model, not a curated record. The transcript is spliced from 5 exons. The coding region runs from base 120 to 389 and encodes 89 amino acids. Lineage: Eukaryota; Fungi; Mucoromycota; Mucoromycetes; Mucorales; Cunninghamellaceae.